ACUUGCGUUGGUGCUCUACGGGACCCGCUCACCAGUCUGAUGACUCUGCCGGCAACUAACUUGCAUCAGGUAGCACUGCGCUUAAUCUUGAUACCAGUGUAUUCUCCGAUGAAGCCUCUAUGUUCCAUGGAGCUAACUCUUUAGCUUGUAUAAGUAUCCAGCCCUUUUCGGUGUUGCGUCUGUCCUGGCCCUGCAUCGCCUUUACUACAGCUGCCCAAUUCGUAUCAGGAUUCUUACAAGCCUGCCUUGGGUUUACUUUCUGUCAACCGAGAUCUGCGUCCCCAUCACAUUCCAUCUGCCUUGGUUCUGCGUCUUUCCCGUUACUCCCAAGUCCCUCAAGACACCCUUAUAAUAAGUGGCUGCUGCUCGUGUGCUAAGCAGACCCUCGGCUUAGACUUUUACAAACAGAGGCCUGAUCCUAGUCGUUGCUACUCAGGUACACUCGCUUGUUUUCAAGGCACUAUGGCUCAAGCACGACCCAGCUCCUGGCAAGAGAAGCUUAGGGGUCACUGUCAACAGUUGGGCUAUCGUCCUCCUGUUUGGAAUGAGGUUUCUGACCGUCGAGGUGGACGCACGGCUUGGUCAAGCGUUGUGACAGUCCAGGGCGAACCCAUUCCAGCACGCUACUGGUACGAUGGCCAAUAUGUCGAGAACGCACGAGAAGACGCAGCUGAAGUUGCUCUACAACGGCUUGGAGCAACAAACGGACCACUGUCUCCAGAGCAAAGACUGUACGGCGGCUUGAGUCCCGGGGGCUCAGAAACCUAAUUCUGGCUCGACGAGCUCGGCAUCACCACGAUAUGAUGACCUGGACAAACAACAAUUGAGGAAGGGAGCGAUGGCGUAUGGCGAAAAAGAUCUAGGGAUGAUGGUGCUAUCUGGUUGUUUGCGUGUGUGCUACUUUCCACCGUGCAUAUGCAUGUGGACGAGGUCGCACAACAUUAUGAUUUCCCUUUACGUUUUUUGUUCUUCUUCAUUGUGCACUCACGGCUGCUUGCUAUCAUAUUGUUCUACAACUGUAGGGCUGGUAGUGCGGCGUCCGAGGCCACAAAGACUAAGUCGUUGGGGACCUGGUACAUUGGAUGACUGAACAGAGAAUUUUUUUUGGCUUCUUUAUGUCUUUCUUACUAUGCGAACUGCGUUGAAAGGAAACGGGAGACUUGAGGGCACUUUAAAUGUACGAUGGAGACGUGUAAAA
Molecule: messenger RNA, 1198 nt
Organism: Pseudovirgaria hyperparasitica
Lineage: Eukaryota; Fungi; Ascomycota; Dothideomycetes; Acrospermales; Acrospermaceae
Exons: 3
Coding region: 463-768 (101 amino acids)
Source: RefSeq, a predicted model, not a curated record